Triticum aestivum (bread wheat) is the source of this 1965-nucleotide messenger RNA. RefSeq names its product 36.4 kDa proline-rich protein-like. The transcript has 2 exons. The coding region runs from base 3 to 1652 and encodes 549 amino acids. Lineage: Eukaryota; Viridiplantae; Streptophyta; Magnoliopsida; Poales; Poaceae. The record is from RefSeq and is a predicted model, not a curated record.
GCAUGGCCCGCAUUGCGGCGUUCUUGCUGGUGGCGCUGCUCUCCUUAGACGUGCAUCUCGCGCAGUCCGCGUCGUGCCGAUCAUGCCCGCCGACAAAGCCUUCCCAGCCUCCACCGUGUAAGCACAAGUCUUCACCAUCGUCCAUACCCUGCCCUCCACCUUCACAAACUCCCAUGCCCUCACCAACACCCACACUCACCCCGGUGACUCCGACGCCGGCACCGACCCCGACUGUCUUCAUCCCUCCACCUACAAACACUCCGGCACCCACGCCCAUACCGACCUCUGUAACUCCAACAUCGGCACCGACCCCUAUGAUGCCUCCAAUACCAACCCCUAUAACUCCGAAGCCGGUACCAGCUCCUCUCUCUCCAACACCAACACCGGUGGCCCCAACACCUACACCCGUGAUGCCGCCAAAACAGACACCUGUGACACCAACGCCGGCACCGACCCCUGUUUCUCCAACGCCAAACCCGGUGGCCCCAACACCUACCCCUGUGAUGCCACCAACACCGACGCCGGCAUCGACCCCUUUCUCUCCAACGCCAAGUCCGGUGGCCCCAACACCGACCCAUGUGGUUCCGAUGCCAGCACCAACCCCUGUCUCUCCAACGCCAACCCCGGUGGCCCCAACACCGGCCCCCGUGAUGCCGCCAACACCAACACCGGCGACUCCGAUGCCAGCACCGACCCCCGUUUCUCCAACGCCAACCCCGGUGGCCCCAACACCGACUCCUAUGAUGCCGCCACCACCGACCCCUGUGACUCCGAUGCCAGCACCAACCCCUGUCUCUCCAACGCCAAUCCCGGUGGCCCCAAUACCGACCCCCGUCAUGCCGCCAGCACCCACCCCUGUGACUCCGACGCCACCCCCAGCCCCGGCCGCAGCGCCGGCUACAUCGACCGGCAAGUGCCCCGUGGACACACUAAAGCUGCGUGCGUGCGUGGACGUGCUCAAUGGGCUGUUGCACACGGUGAUCGGCAGUAGCGCCAGCAAUACAUGCUGCCCGCUGCUGUCCGGCGUUGCCGAUCUCGACGCUGCUCUCUGCCUUUGCACCACCAUCAAGGUCAAGGCCCUCAACAUCAACCUCAUGCUGCCCAUCGCCAUCGAGGUGCUCGUCAACCAGUGCGGCAAGAGAGUGCCGAAAGACUUCCGCUGCCCAGCACCGACCCCCGUUUCUCCAACGCCAACCCCGGUGGCCCCAACACCGACUCCUAUGAUGCCGCCACCACCGACCCCUGUGACUCCGAUGCCAGCACCAACCCCUGUCUCUCCAACGCCAAUCCCGGUGGCCCCAAUACCGACCCCCGUCAUGCCGCCAGCACCCACCCCUGUGACUCCGACGCCACCCCCAGCCCCGGCCGCAGCGCCGGCUACAUCGACCGGCAAGUGCCCCGUGGACACACUAAAGCUGCGUGCGUGCGUGGACGUGCUCAAUGGGCUGUUGCACACGGUGAUCGGCAGUAGCGCCAGCAAUACAUGCUGCCCGCUGCUGUCCGGCGUUGCCGAUCUCGACGCUGCUCUCUGCCUUUGCACCACCAUCAAGGUCAAGGCCCUCAACAUCAACCUCAUGCUGCCCAUCGCCAUCGAGGUGCUCGUCACCCAGUGCGGCAAGAGAGUGCCGAAAGACUUCCGCUGCCCUAAUUAAGCUCCAUCGAUUACUAUAUGUACUAUCAGUAUCACCUGCAUAUGAAUGCGAUACAUGCAUUAAAUUCUCUUGUGUGGUCACACAGGUGACAUAUCGAAGUGUAAUAAUCUAUAUGUACAUGGAUUUGCAGCUCUGACUCGCUACUUGUGACGGGGAGCUGUGGAGCAUGCAUACAUUGUCUUUGUGUAACAGCGUAUCAUAUAGUAACCGUAUAACAUGUUACCAAUUGUGGUCUUCCAUCGGUUUUGUAGUGUGUGUUUUCUUUUUGAAGAACUAUGAAUAAAAUGUCCGUACUGUGUAAAAGAAGUUUUCA